Urocitellus parryii (Arctic ground squirrel) is the source of this 3355-nucleotide messenger RNA. Lineage: Eukaryota; Metazoa; Chordata; Mammalia; Rodentia; Sciuridae. The record is from RefSeq and is a predicted model, not a curated record.
AUGCCGCCUGUGGAGGCCAUGCCGCCUGUGGAGGCCAUGCCGUUUUCCAGCCUGGCUCCUGAUCUCCACAUCGGGACCUCGUGGGGGCUGCCGCAGUUCACUGAUGUUUAUUUUGAGAUUUGCACCCCCUCGCCACCCUCCAUGAAGACGGGACAGGCAGGGAGUCUGUCCGGCAGCCCGAAGCCUUUCUCCCCGCAAGCGUCUGCGCCCAUCAUGACGAAAACGGACAAGACGUCCACCACCGGAAGCAUCCUGAACCUUAACCUGGGCAUCAAUGAAAUCUCGGAGGACGUGUACACGGCCGUGGAGCACAGCGACUCGGAGGAUUCCGAGAAGUCGGAGAGCAGCGACAGCGAGUACCUCAGUGAGGACGAGCAGAAGUCCAAGAACGAGCCGGAAGACGCGGAGGACAAGGACGGCAGCGCGCUGGACAAGGAGCCACCCGCUGCCAAAAAAAAGCCCAAGCCCGCCAACCCCGCGGAGGUCCCCGAGGAGCCGAAGAGCGCGUCUCCAGUGGGCGAGAAAGCAGAGCCCGUGGCCGCCAAGGCCAGCCCCGAGCCCGAGAGGGACUCUGCYGAGAGAGCGAAGCCGUCCCCGCAUCCCGCCAAGGACAAACUGAAGGGCAAAGAUGAGACGGAUUCCCCGACGGUGCACUUGGGCCUGGACUCGGAUUCAGAGAGUGAACUUGUCAUAGACUUGGGAGACGACCAUCCUGGGAGRGAGGGCCGGAAGAACAAGAAGGACCCCAAAGAGCCGCCUCCCAAGCAGGACGUCGUCGGUAAAGCGCCGCCGUCCACGACUUCCGGCAGCCAGUCUCCCCCCGAGACGCCGGUGCCCACCCGCUCCUCCUCCCAAACCCCCGUGGCCAGCGUCCCGGCCACCACCAGCACGACGUCCACCGUCACGGUCACCGCGCCGGCCCCGGCCGUCACAGGAAGCCCGGUGAAAAAGCAGAGGCCGCUCUUACCGAAGGAGACUGCCCCGGCCGUGCAGCGGGUCGUGUGGAACUCAUCAAGUAAGUUUCAAACGUCCUCCCAAAAGUGGCACAUGCAGAAGAUGCAGCGUCAGCAGCAGCAGCAGCAGCAGCACAGCCAGCAGCAGCAGCCUCAGUCUUCCCAGGGGACGAGAUAUCAGACCAGACAGGCUGUGAAAGCUGUCCAGCAGAAGGAGGYCACGCAGAGCCCGUCCACGUCCACCAUCACCCUGGUGACCAGCACGCAGCCRUCCCCCCUGAUCAGCAGCUCGGGCUGCACAAGCACCCUGGCGUCGUCCGUCAGCGCCGACCUGCCCAUCGCCACCGCCUCGGCCGACGUCGCCGCCGACAUCGCCAAGUACACGAGCAAAAUGAUGGAUGCCAUAAAAGGGACGAUGACAGAAAUAUACAACGACCUUUCCAAGAACACGACAGGAAGCACAAUCGCUGAGAUCCGCAGGCUGAGGAUCGAGAUCGAGAAGCUGCAGUGGCUGCACCAGCAGGAGCUCUCCGAGAUGAAGCACAACCUGGGUGGGUCCCGGCUGCUGGGCCCAGAAGUGGACAGAGUCCAYGCUGGGCCAACCCUCGACCUUUCUGGCUCCAGAGAGACGCCCUCCUCCAUUCUCUUAGGCUCCAACCAAGGCUCUGUUAGCAAAAGGUGUGACAAGCAGCCUGCCUCCACCCCAACCACCACAGACCACCAGCCGCACCCCAACUACCCCGCCCAGAAGUACCACUCCCGGAGUAGCAAGUCCAGCUGCUGGGGCGGCGGCGAAGAGAAGCGAGGGUCGGCCCGCUCCGAGCUCGGCGCCGGCUCCAGCGCCAAGAGCCUCAUCCCGAAAGAGUCUCGGCUCGACGCCUUCUGGGACUAGGGGCAAGCUGUGACCAGACCGCCCGUCCCACGGGGCAGGACCGCGGACACCCGGAAAAUAGGAAACGGCGGAGACGGAGAAGGACCCCUGCAGGCUCGGGAGGGCCGCGGGCAGCCCCCACGCGGCCGCGUCCAGGCCCUGGCCGAGCGCCCGCGGGAGGGGACCGCUGCUGUAGGUGUAAAUAAUGUACAAUUUGUGGAUGUCACUGAACUAGAGCACCUUCCCUUUUUAUAUUUGUAUCGACUUUAACUUAUAAAAAAAGAAAAACAAGUUUAAAAAAAAAAACACCCAACAACGAAAGGAAUGUUGGCUGCGCAGGCGGACGGACGGGCAGCCCGCCCUCGGGGCACGCGCUCCUGGGCCGGGCCUGGUGGGCGCAGCGGUCCUGGGCCGGGCCUGGUGGGCGCAGCGGUCCUGGGCCGGGCCUGGUGGGCGCAGCGGUCCUGGGCCGGGCCUGGUGGGCGCAGCGGUCCUGGGCCGGGCCUGGUGGGCGCAGCGGUCCUGGGCCGGGCCUGGUGGGCGCAGCGGUCCUGGGCCGGGCCUGGUGGGCGCAGCGGUCCUGGGCCGGGCCUCACCCUCGGCCCCUGGGGAAGCCAGCGUUGUCCUGUGUCUGUCCACAGCACGUUGGUGGGGGUCAGGAGCUCCAGCCCAGGCUCUGCCGUGGGGACCCGGCACGCCAGGCCGGUGGCCCCUUGCGGAUGCCUACGUCACUGUGUCCUGCCACGCAGGCUCUGCCGGCCAGGAGCCAUGGGGGAGGGCCGUUUAUUCUGUGUGGCUUAAGUGGUGGCUCCUAAAAGGGAAAAUCAACAUCCUGUUUACAGAAGAUGCUCGGAGGCUAGUGAGCCCUGCCCAGCUCGUCACCAACUCGGCAGCAAAGAGAAACCUUUUCUUGUUUGUGGUUCCUUUGGACACUCACACACCCACGGGAGGAGAUGCUGUGCUUCUAGAACAGGAACUCAAAGGCAGAUGCACACCGAGGAGCGUGCGUCGGAGGAAGCAUGUGUGUAUUAUUUAUAKGAUGGAGCUCUGCGUUUUUAUGUAAGCAUGAAACAGUGGCAGUAUGAGAAAGCAAGACCGUCAUGCUGUCUGUUACACUACGUAAGCUGUAGUACCAUUUUGUAUGUUGUGUAAAACAAAAAGCAUUGAUCAAAGCAAAAGGUGAUGUAUGUAUAUGAGAAUAUUAAUUGUACGAUAUCAUUCCAGUACAUUCUGUUGUACAUUUUAGUCUCGUUUACUUUCUCUUCAUUGUUGAUAAGAGGAUGCUGGCUGUACGGUUUCCAGCUAGCCACCCACAUUAGAGAAGAAAGAAGAACAGAUAUUAGAAGAAAGCAGGAGAGAAAGAACAUUUGUGAAUUGCAGUUGUCAAAAAAAAAAAAAAUAGCCUAGCUGGCCUUAUUUGUGAAGCAUAAUUGCUUUUAGCAUAUGGAAGUAUUUUUUCACAUUUUCUUUGUAUAAAAUUUGUAUUAAACUUAAAUAUCUUUUUUGAAGAUGGUGUUUCUUUGUGACUGAG